UCGGUUAUUCUUUUGUCACCAGAAAUCAAUGUUGGUAGCGUUAGUGCUUUCUAAGAAGGCGAAUGGCGUACUAGCUUGUCUGUUCUCUGCCGUUCUUCUAACUUUAAAAAUAAAUAAUGCCGCGUUCUAAAAAAGUUGUAAGUUAAUUACAGUGUCAGUGAAUAUUUAGAAUACAUAUAUUGUAUUUUAAAUAUUAUUAGUCGCUUUAUAUACCACCUGCAUGUCUGCGAAUGAGUAAAAAAAUGAAAUAGACAUAGAGAUUUACAUAGUGUUACUGUUUGUUAUUGCUAGUCUAAGAAGAUGACUGAUGAAGAUGAUAAUUUAUCUGACAGUGAUUUUGGAGAAGAUGAGGAUCCUGAUAAGAUUGAAGUGCCAGGUGGGGGCAAGGACCUUGCUGCAGCAGCAGCGAUCAUGGAGGGCAGAGAAAAGCAACUGAAGCAAGAGGCACUUAAACAAGGGGCCCUUAAGCAAGAAGAUUUCAAGCAUGAAUUCAAACCAGAUAUGGCGAGGAUGGCUCAAAUGUCAAUGAGUGGUUACCCCAAAUUGCCCCCCAACAUGCAUCCCAGCACUUUUGACAUGAUGAGAACCCCACAAGGAGUGGAGAUGCUCAACCCCUACUUUAACCCUGGAUACUUAUCAAUGUUCUAUCCGGGUCAUGUUCCAACUUGGGGUGGUCCUCUUAGCAACAAAGCUGUCCAAUCGAUGUGGAUGAACCAAAUGGAAAAACCGAUGCAACAGCAAGAAGAGGAAGAAGGAGACGAUGAGGAGUUAGGUGUGGCAGAAACGUACGCUGAUUACAUGCCCUCUAAAUUAAAAUUGGGAAAGAAGCAUCCUGAUCCUGUUGUUGAGACUGCUUCUCUAUCUUCGGUCGCCCCCGCCGAUGUCUGGUAUGAGCUGUCUUUGCCUGAAGAGUGCAUGGAUAAGGGGCAUUUGUCUGCGUUGCAGUUAGAGAGUAUCACUUAUACUUCACAAGCACAUUCGCACAUUUUACCUAAUAAAUCUAGAGCUGGAUUUCUGAUAGGUGAUGGUGCAGGAGUAGGUAAAGGUCGCACCAUUGCGGGUAUCAUCUACGAAAACUACUUAAAAGGUCGAAAGAAAGCAAUUUGGGUAUCAGUAUCCAACGAUUUAAAAUACGAUGCGGAAAGAGACUUAAGGGACAUCGGCGCUGGAAAAAUCGACGUUCAUCCUUUAAACAAAUUUAAAUAUGCCAAAAUCAAUUCAUCAACGAAUGGCAAUGUUAAAAAAGGAGUUAUAUUUAGUACUUAUUCCGCUCUUAUUGGCGAAAGUAACUCAGCCGGGGGGAAGUACAAAUCGAGAUUGAAACAGAUAAUGCAGUGGUGCGGUUCUGAUUUUGAUGGCCUGAUUGUUUUUGAUGAAUGCCAUAGAGCUAAGAACUUGUGUCCUGUUGGAUCAUCAAAACCUACGAAAACCGGCUUAACAGUUCUCGAAUUACAAAACAAAUUACCCCUCGCUAGAGUAGUAUAUGCGUCCGCCACUGGCGCUUCGGAACCCAGAAAUAUGGCUUAUAUGGUGAGAUUGGGAUUGUGGGGCGAAGGUACACCUUUUAAAGAGUUCGCCGACUUUAUUUCCGCUGUAGAAAAAAGAGGAGUAGGCGCUAUGGAAAUUGUCGCCAUGGAUAUGAAAUUAAGAGGAAUGUACAUAGCUCGACAAUUAAGCUUUCACGGUGUAGCGUUCAAAAUCGAGGAGGUCCCGCUGUCGAAAGAGUUUGAAAAAGUUUACGAUCUCAGCGUGAAACUCUGGGUAGAAGCUAUGCAGAAAUUCCAUGAAGCAGCCGAAUUGGUCGACGCCGAAAAUCGUAUGAGAAAAACUAUGUGGGGUCAAUUCUGGUCGUCGCAUCAGCGGUUCUUUAAAUACCUUUGCAUCGCCGCCAAAGUGCCGCAUGCGGUCGCAGUCGCGCACGAGGCUAUAAAAAUGGGAAAAUGCGUAGUGAUUGGUUUGCAGAGUACGGGAGAAGCCAGGACUUUGGAGCAAUUAGAAAGAGACGAUGGAGAAUUGACAGAUUUUGUUUCAACUGCAAAAGGUGUUUUUCAAACUCUUGUGGAGAAACAUUUUCCCGCACCGGACAGGAAUAGGAUUCAAAAACUUUUGGGGUUAGAACCUCCUGUUACGAAAAAAGCUGCAACAAAUGGUAAUGAUGAAGGGCACAGUUCUUCGGGGAAACGAAAACUAGUUCGGCAAGCGGCCGCCAGAGCUAACAAGAGGAACAAAUGGUCGACGUCAGACACAGAAGAAUCAAUAAAGAGCGACGGUUCGGAUUUUGAGGUGUCCGAUGUGGAAAGUGAAAUUUCGGAAGAACAUUCAAACGAUUCGAACGCGAGCAGCGACUUCAAUCCGUUCCAAUCGGGAAGCGAUUCGGACGACGAUCCUUGGAAUAGAAAGAAGAAAGGCAAAAAACAGAAGAAGAGCCCUAAGAAAAAGACAUCAACGCAAGAUAAGAUUUCGAUGUUGUUAAGCCGGAAGACAGUAAAAGCUUCUAAACCGAACGGUAGUAGUUUUCCUGCUCCCGCUGCACCUCCAAUGGACGCCAUUGAAAGAGCGUGCAGUAUGAAGGAAGAGUUGCUUGUAGCUAUCGAAAAAUUGGGUGACAAACUACCUCCAAAUACUCUGGAUCAGCUCAUAGACGAAUUGGGUGGGCCCGAAAAUGUUGCUGAAAUGACUGGACGAAAAGGUAGGGUAGUUUCUACAGAAGAUGGAGGUAUACAAUACGAGAGUAGAUCUGAAAAUGACGUUCCUCUGGAAACUUUAAAUCUCACUGAGAAGCAAAGGUUCAUGGAUGGGGAGAAAAAUGUCGCCAUCAUUUCUGAAGCUGCUUCAAGUGGUAUAUCUCUUCAAAGCGACAGGAGGGUAAAAAAUCAACGACGAAGAGUACACAUCACAUUAGAGUUGCCGUGGUCCGCUGAUAGGGCCAUCCAACAAUUCGGAAGAACACACAGGAGUAAUCAAGUGAAUGCUCCCGAAUAUAUAUUCCUUAUUUCCAAUCUAGCAGGAGAGAGAAGGUUCGCAUCCAUUGUCGCCAAAAGAUUGGAAAGUUUGGGUGCCCUGACUCACGGCGACCGUCGCGCGACAGAAACGCGCGAUCUCAGUCAGUUCAAUAUCGACAACAAAUACGGUCGCUCUGCCCUCGAAGCUACAAUGAAGGCGGUCAUGGGUUAUGAGCAACCAGUCGUGCCACCUCCACGUGACUACAAGGGCGACUUCUUUAAAGACGUGGCUGCCGCUCUAAUUGGAGUAGGGAUGAUUGUAAAUAGCGAGAAUAUGCCGGGAGUGCUUUCCUUGGACAAGGACUAUAAUAAUAUGUCUAAGUUCCUCAAUCGUAUAUUGGGUAUGCCCGUCGAAUUACAAAAUAGGCUUUUUAAAUAUUUUACUGACACAUUGGCUGCUAUCAUCACAUCAGCAAAGAGAUCAGGAAGGUUUGAUUUAGGUAUCCUGGAUCUUGGCGCUGGCGGAGAACUGGUGAAACGAGUUCGUACGGUGAUGUUCCUAAGAAAACACGCGACCGGUAUUGCCCCUACGGAAUUGCACACUGUGCACGUUGAACGGGGCAUGUCGUGGCCUGAAGCCUUAGAAAAAUUCUCGGAACUUUUACGUGAAAACGAAGGAUUUUGGCUGUCUCAUCAAAUUAGGAACAACAAACAUACUGCGAUCUUGGCCGUCGCCACAGAUUCAGGCGGUGGCAUAGGCGGUGGUGGAGGAGGAGGUACGAAAGGGAAAAAAGACGGUAAGAAAGAGAGCAAGAAGGAUCAAAUGUUUUCCGUGUACAGGCCUAAUACAGGUUUGCAGUUCAGACAAGAAAGUUUGGCAGAACUGGAAAAGAAGUACAAAAAGGUGGAAUCGGGAGAAGCAGAAAAAUCAUGGUCUCAGCAAUAUGACGCAUCUGUAAAUACAUGUUCGCAUGCUUAUUGGCGCGGCAACUGCAGAAACGUAUCGAUAGGACACGAUUGCGAAGUCGGACUUCGAAGGCGUACUUACAAUGUCGUUUCUGGUUCGGUUUUGUCCGUUUGGAGUCGAGUCGAAGGGGUUUUGGCUAGCAAGACUGGUUCUCAAAAUAAAAUGCAGGUCAUUCGUCUGAGAACCAAGGAUGACAUCAAGAUUGUAGGUACACUCAUUCCAAAAAAUUGCGUUGAUGACCUUAUAAAAGCUCUAUCUUCCGACGCGGAGAAAACUGAAGAAAAAACAUUUGAAGAUUAGAGAGACUGAACCUGAAAGGUGACGUUUGAAAUAAUUUUCUCAACCAGCUGAUGUCGUACAUUUUGAAUUUUGUUUCUCGUUUUUUUUUAUUAUUAUUAUUUCGUCCUUAACUUAUAUAUAUUUUUUCGUUAAAAUUUUGAAAUGUACGAUAUCACUCAUCCUAUCGACGUUUAGGAAAUCAAUACAGGGCAAAAACUAGUAUUUUGAGGCACUACAAAAUGAUCGCAAUGUAGUGAGUGGUAAAGUGUGGAUUUAUUUGUUCGUAGUACCCUAUGGGCUCAUAUAAAUUAAAUCGGCUCAUUUUCAUAUAUUUUGGUGAUUUCCAAAAGCUACCUUUUUUAACCAUCCCCCUAGAAGUAACAAAAAAUUAUUAGUGAGA
Psylliodes chrysocephalus is the source of this 4588-nucleotide messenger RNA. NCBI's taxonomy places the organism in Eukaryota, Metazoa, Arthropoda, Insecta, Coleoptera, Chrysomelidae. The record is from the annotation of a GenBank genome assembly.